AUGUCAUCCAACAUUGAUAUUGACAACGCCUCCGCUGCUGGUCAGCGUGACAACACUCCUUCCGAGGGACUCACUUUCGGUAUUGAACUCGAGUUCGUCGCCCUGAUCCCCAAGAAGACUGCCGAAAAGCAUGAAAAUGUGCCAAACUACGUGCGAAACCUUCUUUCCAAAGCACGAGUGGCUCGUCCUUGCGAUAAUCCUAAAUGCAAGAAGAAAGAGCACAAAUUCUUCUUACCCGUCCAGGGAAAUAUCCAAGGAAUAUGUUCGUACGACCUCUGGAACGUGGAUGUCGACGGUUCCGUGCAUCUGGAGAAUGCGGAGGAUGACUACGACCAUAGUAUCUCGACCAGCGGUAGUAUGGAGCUGAUCUCUCGCGUACAGAAGUUUGAAGGAUCAUCACUGUGUCCCAAAGGCCAGACCUAUCCUUGUGAUAACACAAGAGUUCUCGAGUGGACUUGGCGCGAAGAAAUCAAGGCCUUCACUGACGUUCUUGGAAGAGCAUUCAACAAGGACGGAUACCGUGCCCUCGUGAAUGGGCGGACAGGCUUUCACGUCCACAUCGGUCAAGGUCCUAAAGGUCUCCCACUACCUGUUGUCCGUGGUCUUACGGGGACCAUGCUUGCUCUCGAACGUUGCUUUGACAGCGUUCUUCCCACUAACCGCAUCAGCGGCGAUGACAACCAGUCCUCCGAUCCUCUUCCUGGCCUCGAAAUCGAUGGCUUCCAUGCUCUUUACAAACCUGGAGAGGUCAUAGCACAUCACGACUUUAACAUCGGCUACUGCAGGGCACUCUCUUGCGCAAUGUUCGAUCACAUUCGCUGGGAAAUUGAGAACACUGCCAAAGGCUUUAGAACCAGCUCAGCAACACCAGUUGACGCUUCUUACUCUGUCACCACCGACGAAGUCACGUCGAUUGAAGGCUAUCUGUCGAGUUUCAACGUUCCCGCCUGGCUGGAGUACAUCAAGAGUAAGCCGACAGUCGAUGAGGUCAAGAACCUGACUGGAACUCACGCGAAGAAUGUUGCCUUGAAUUGUAGAGGCCUAGGCGGAUUUGCCACAGACAACACACCAACAGCUGAGUGCCGUCUUGGAGCAGGAACUCUUGAUUACACAGAGAUCAGUGCCUGGGUCGACUUUUUGGGCAACCUCACUCUUUGGACAGAACAGACUGACAAGGACGAGCUGUUUGACUACCUUGUACAAUCAUGGAGAGAUCCAGCCUAUACUAUCUGUGAUCUAGCACACAAGGUCAACGCCAGUGGGUCGACAAUCGAUCAUUUUUCCUACAUGUUGAGCACGCAUCCUUGGGUACGAAACCUUUAUGCUCAAGACCGCUUCGACAAGCACACAAGCCUCGUCCACAAUCCUGCAGACAAGUUGAACGCUGUCACCGUCAUCGUCGAACGGAACCGUCUUGCGGUCUCUGGUCGCCUCGCUGUGGACGAAAAGAUUCGCUGGAAGCUUGAGUCUGGUAGAUACGGACAAAUGCCCACCAGCUUCCUUGAGGCCCAGCCCAACAACAGGGAUCUCAUGAGACCCGAAGCUAAGUUCUUGCAUCUCAACGAGGACACUGAGAAUGGCUGGGUUAAGUUCAUGCAGGAUUACUAUGAGAAAGAGUGCGGGCUCAAAGUGACUCUUCGCGAGAACAGCCCUCCGUCCAACUCUAAGCCCGAAGAGACAGAGAAGCCCGAGUGGGACAAGUGGGCACCCGAGCCUGAAGAUGAUGAGAAGCCUGAGGUUGAAGCCAAGCCAGAGGGUGAAGAGAAGCCCAAAGACGAUGCCGAGGUCAGUGAAGACGACGCUUCCGUGCAUGGAGGUGCCACUGAAGAGUCCCGCGGAUCACCAAUUGAAUGGGCCUCGAGCAACGGCGACAAGGACGAUGAAGCCGAGUCCAAGACGCCCAGUGGUCCUCCUCCCAAGGCUCCUGAAGCUCCUGAGUAUGAGCCUCAAACGCCUGAGAACUCCCCUCCCAAGGCUCCUACCGCUCCCGAAGCCGAGUCUCCUGAAGCUCCCGAAACUGAAAAUGUCGAGUCUGAAGCUGCCGAGUCUGAGGCUUCCAAGCCUGACUCUUUUGAUUUCCCUGAGUCCAAGUCCCCUGAAGUUCCCGAAUCCAGGUCUCCUGUAGCUCCCGAGUUUGAGGCUGAUUCUGAUUCUACCGAGUCUGAGGCUUCCAAGCCUGAACCUUCUGAGGCUGCUGGCUCUCCCAUCAAGGAACAGUCUUCCGAGGCCGAGGAAGCUCCCGAAUUCGUCGAGUACGAGGACGAUCAAAAUGACAAGUUCGAGUCCGCUGCCACCUCUCCUAUCAAGGAGGAGUCUUCCGAAGCCCAAGAAGCUCAGGACGAAUCCGUCGAGACCGAGUCCGAAUACGAUUCCGAGGGUUUCUACGGCAUCCACCCAGCCCUCGCCACCGCCUACAAUGAGAUUCCUGGUCAACAUCUCUCCCAUCUCGAAUCCACCGUUCUCAACAUGCCCGACCUACCUCUUCCCCCAUCGCCCUGCAUGGCAGCUUUCCACGAGCUCCAACAUGACACUUGCGAAAGAUUGCACAACAACUUCUUCCACAAGGUCACGCCCGAGACUAUCGCCGCUGCUGACUCUAAGGAUAAUGCUGAAAGACUUCUCGCUGAAUACGUGGAGGCGGAGAAGCAGAUGCAUGUGUUGAGAACUUGUUUGAUGGAGAAGGGGGCCGCUAUCAGACGCUCGGCCAAGAAGGAGUAG
This is a messenger RNA of Aureobasidium pullulans EXF-150, 2718 nucleotides long. RefSeq lists its product as uncharacterized. NCBI's taxonomy places the organism in Eukaryota, Fungi, Ascomycota, Dothideomycetes, Dothideales, Saccotheciaceae. The coding region runs from base 1 to 2718 and encodes 905 amino acids. The record is from RefSeq and is a predicted model, not a curated record. The transcript has a single exon.